UUCGCCCCUGAUGCAUCUCCUUAAAACCGCCAUCGAUCCAUCUUUAUGGGCUUCCUCUAACCGCCGUCGAUCCACCGACGGAUGCGAGGCGUGGAGCAGCGGUGGAGGACUCGUCUUGUUCAUGACCAGAUCUGUACCUGAGGAGUUCAAGCUGGAGAGUAGCCGUCAAAGCUUCCUUUGCCAGGAUCCGUCGUCUCCGGAGUCCGCCGCCGAUGAAGCUGUACCAAGCAUCCGUUGUUUCCGAAGUUUAAGCCGGAGAGUUAUCGGAUUGGAGCUUGCGGGUGGUGGGAAGUCGACGCUGGAGGAUGAUAGAUUAGUCACGAUA
Molecule: messenger RNA, 325 nt
Organism: Thlaspi arvense
Lineage: Eukaryota; Viridiplantae; Streptophyta; Magnoliopsida; Brassicales; Brassicaceae
Source: the annotation of a GenBank genome assembly